This is a messenger RNA of Arachis ipaensis, 957 nucleotides long. The record is from RefSeq and is a predicted model, not a curated record. NCBI's taxonomy places the organism in Eukaryota, Viridiplantae, Streptophyta, Magnoliopsida, Fabales, Fabaceae.
AUGGAGUGGGAGAAUCAAUUUAGGGAGGAACCAAUUGCGUAUGAGCAACACUCAUGGCAAACACCUCCUUUACAUUACAAUGAGCCAAACUUUCCCCUUUGUGAAUAUCAACCCCAAAGAUAUGAGAGAUACCCCAUACACGAUCUUCAACCACCAAACUUUCAACCACCACACCCUACACCUCCAUGGAAUCAAGUUACUUAUACACCUUACCAUCAACCAUAUGAACCACCACACCCGUAUACACCACCUCAAUACCCUUACCUACAUGAUACACCUUCCCACUAUACAACCUUUCUCCCAACCUUUGAACCUUCUCUUCCAUCAAAUUGUGAAGUUUCCCAACCCUUUCCCCAAGAACUACAAGACCUUCAAGAAUUCUUCCAAGAGCAAGAAGGGUUCCGAAGGAAGCAAGGGGAAUUUAUGGCUACCAUAGCCGAAGCGAUAAACUGCUUAGCCUCACUACGCUCGAGCAAUCAAGACAUUUCCCUUGAGGAAUGUGGAGGAGCAACGAAGGAGUGUAGAGAGGAGGAUAACAUGGAGCCUCAAGGAGAAGAAGAGGAGCCAAGGCUUGAGUCACAAAAGGAGGAAGGUAGAACUAGUAAAUCAGAAGAGGUGAAAGAUUGGGUGUUGGUUGUGAAAGGAAUUCAAGGCAUAAAUGGUGCAAGGUCCAAUUUGGAGAAGCCUAACAUUCAAGUGGGUGUUUCAAAGGUGCUUGGAGAGGUUGUUCAUCCAAGGGUACAAGUGAAAGUCAAUAAGAGGAUGAUAGAGAAACCAAAGAUGAGAUAUAAUCGCAAGGAGCCGGUAGAGGAGGAGGACACUGAGGAUGGAGAUGCUGAGAAUGCUUUGGACUUGGCAAUUCCACAGAACCCAAGCCCCCGCAUCCGCCAACCGAAGGUGGAGGAACUUAGAAAUAUUCUCUCCGAAUCGUGUUUGUGCACGGAGGACCAUAUUUAG